Molecule: messenger RNA, 1709 nt
Organism: Abrus precatorius (Indian licorice)
Lineage: Eukaryota; Viridiplantae; Streptophyta; Magnoliopsida; Fabales; Fabaceae
Exons: 5
Coding region: 88-1254 (388 amino acids)
Biological process (GO): translation
Cellular component (GO): ribosome
Molecular function (GO): structural constituent of ribosome
Source: RefSeq, a predicted model, not a curated record
GAGUAUCAAAGUCAGGGAAGUGUUGAAGCCGCUAUGAAAUGAAAUCAGUGUAGCUAAAACCCUAACACACUGCAAAACCCUUAUGCCAUGGCUCUUCUUCUCCAUCUCCGUCUCCGAACCACAAUCAAAUCCAACACUUCUCUGCUCCGCCGCCUCUUCUCUACCUCCAACUCCGGCUCCGGCGAUCAAGCCCCUCCCAAUUCCAAUUCUCCGUAUUCUUCCUUUUUCGGAGAAGUCAAGGACAGUCUCAAACAACGGUCCGCCAAGUCUCAAGAAGCUUCUCUCGAUGAGAUCCAGAAGAACGUGUCGCAGUUCCGAGCCUUAACCUCCGCUCCUUCGCCGCCGCAGCAAAUCUCGUUUCAGAAGAUCUACAGCAACCGACUAGCGCAAGAAAAAUCUACCGAUUUCAACGUGAUUCGCGAAAGCUUGCGGAAUUUUGGCAAUCGCAAGGGGGCGACGCGAACUUCCCCGGAGGCGUUAAAGAAGGUGAUCGGCGGGACGAAUGCGUUGCCGGAGUUGGUUUUUGGGAGGGAGUUGAGGGAGAGGAAAGAGGGGGAUGGCUCCUCUGCGACGAAGAUGGGGUUCGUGAGGACUUACAAAUACGAAGAAUUGGGAGAGAAAUUGAGGAUGUUGAGGCCACAGGGAAAUGCGAAGGGAAAGGACUGGUUUUCUCUUAGCAAAUUGAAUGAGAGGUUGACGAGGUUGAGGGAGAUUGAGGAGAAUGAAGCUACUCGUAAUUCCAAGGGCGCUGUAUAUGCUGAGGUGAGAGAUUGUCUCGUGCGACUGGAUGAAGCUAAGAAGGACGACUCGAAAAAAGCUUCAAUGCAGAGACUUAAUAUAUUGGGCCAGUUGGCUGCUAGAACACCCUACUCCCUUGAGCCUCCUAAAGAGCAUCUUGUUGAAAGGUACUUUCAUCCGGAUAAUAUGUCCUCCGCAGAGAAGAUGAAAAUUGAGCUCGCAAAGAUUAGAGAAGAGUUUAAAAUGUCAGAGUCUGAUUGUGGUUCUGCUCGAGUUCAAGUUGCACAACUCACAACUAAGAUUAAGCAUCUAUCAGCAGUUCUACACAAAAAGGAUGUUCAUUCUCGAAAAGGUCUCCUAGCAAUGGUUCAGAGGAGAAAGAGUUUGCUGAAAUAUCUCAGACGAACUGAUUGGGAUUCCUAUUGUUUUGUUAUCUCCAAGCUAGGUCUACGUGAUAAUCCUGAUUAUAGUAAUAAAAUUCGAUCCAGUCGAUCUGGUCUGGCGGCCAGUUCAUAGGGGGACACUUUUCCAGUGAUAUGAUGAAAAAAAGAGCCCCAACAUAAAACAAAUUUGGAAAAAAAAUCCAGCUGGUUGAUGGAAUGCUGAAUGGGUUGUGCAGGUUUUAUCCUGUCCUACUAGCCUGGUCAGUCAGGGUGUGACUGUUUUAGACCAAACUGGUCAAGUGGCUGAAUUAUUCGUUUCUAAGGUCUCUGGUUUUUACAAAUAUGAUGCACAUAUCAGUUGCUGAAGAAAUGCGUUAUUUUCUUUUGCAGUAGGGAAGAUGAGAUUAAUAUUAUGAUCAGCCCAUUUUAUUUUAAUUUUAAUCAGCCUUGGGUUGAAUUUAUGACAUAUUUUAAUGUACCGUGCCUUGUUUAUUUUAUAUGUUUUUGGUUGUCUUCACUUGAAUAAUAUAUCAAGCAGUAUCAUAUUGGGAAACAGAUAAUUUGCUUAUGAAAUAUUUUUUUUCGGUU